This is a messenger RNA of Schistocerca piceifrons (Central American locust), 4045 nucleotides long. Its product is annotated as transmembrane protein 201 homolog. The transcript is spliced from 7 exons. Bases 230 to 2308 code for a protein of 692 amino acids. Lineage: Eukaryota; Metazoa; Arthropoda; Insecta; Orthoptera; Acrididae. Gene Ontology annotation, molecular function: lamin binding; actin filament binding. Gene Ontology annotation, cellular component: nuclear membrane. Gene Ontology annotation, biological process: nuclear migration along microtubule. The record is from RefSeq and is a predicted model, not a curated record.
AUACAAUCACGCCACUUUAUUUCAAAUUACGUUAUAAUGUGAAGUUCAUGAUUUAACUUUAUGUUGACCAUGAAGUGUGAAAUACAUCAAAUUAUGCAGACUAAAUAAACAUGGCCGUCCAUGAGACGGCACGUGGUAGUUUACGAGGGAAUUAGUUCAAAUUUAAUUUGAAGUGUAGUUUGGGAACGGUGACCUGUUGAAGCAUGUCUUAGUGUAUAGUAAUUAGAUAAUGGAUUUAUUUAUGACGCUACUUGUUAUUGUACUCGGAUUUGCAGUUGUAGGUACCGGCAUCUUUUUAUACAUUAAAGUACGACCCAGAUUUCCAUCAUUGGUCAACUGUUGGUUUUGUAAUACAAAUACGAAAGUACCAUACGAGAAACGAAAUGAAUGGACGUGCCCAUUUUGCGAACAAUACAAUGGCUUUUCUUCUGACGGAAACUACAACAAACCUAUUCCUGCACAACAUGAUUUCCAUAUGAACCGUCUAGUUCCGGCCACAAACACACACAAUUAUAAGAAAUUGGUGGCCAGUAAAUUUUGUCGAAGUUGCACGAUAAACCAACAGUUAAAGAUACAGCAGUUGGCGUCAUUUGUUCCUAUAGAUGAAGAUAACUUUGACGAAGAGAUCGAACAGUACAGAGUACACCUGGAAAGAGCAUACGCAUUAUGUCCUUCUUGUGAAGGUGUUCUGAAGGACACACUAACAAGGCAGAAAGCAUGGCUUCUCCGGCUGCAGGCGAAAGAAAAGGGCAACUCAUAUCUCAAAGGAAAUCAGGUGUAUGGCAGACUGCUGGCUGCAGCUCAUUCUACUGUCCAGCUGGCUCGAGCACUAUCAGCUAGUAUUUGCGUCAUUAUGCUAGCGAGUGCAUCAGUAACUGAAGAGUACUUGCAGAUACCGCCAUCAUUAGUGGCAUUGUCAUUCUUGCCCCACCCUCUGCCAGCUUCGGAGUCAUUAAGGGAAUGGCUCCUUUUUUGCCAUCGCUCAAUUACUCUGGUUGUGGCAGGGAUGUUAUUCCAAGUUAUUGCUGCCAUGAGUGCGGGUAAAACUUCGUAUCUACGUGAUGUUUGUGGUAUUGCAGGUUGGGCAUUCUUACUUCUGCAGUAUGUAGCUGCUUUACAUCUGCCACUUAAAGACUACAUUCGUAUGGAAGAUGCUGACUGUCUGCAUGUGGUGACAUUACUGGCAACCCUUACCUUGAGCCUCCUUCCCUUUUUGAUGCCAACAGUAUCAAAGAGCACACUUAAGAAAAUUCAGAGUGAUUCUUUUAAAAGGUUAGACACAGCUGUGCAUGCAGCAUCUGAGGAGCAGGCUAAAGGAGUAUCAGAAAAUUUAAAUGAAAAAAAUAUGAAAAGUAACAAAGCUUCCUCCCAUAUUGCCAGCAAGUGCUCUCCUGAAAUCAAUAUUGGGAAGAAAAUUUGUGAUGAAACAAUUUUCCAUUUUGGUGAUACCAGAAGAGAUUACAAAAGAUCACCUAAUGAUGUGUUUGCCAAUACCAGCAACAGUUCUGGUCUCUACAAUCGUUUUAACAGGGCCAAAUGUUAUAGUACAGAUCCAUACUUUGAACAAGAUCUUCAUCACAGCCUUUGUAGCCUGUCACUGGGAACAUCAACACGUCCACGUAGCAAAAGAUGGGCGUUUGAAUCACGUGUGUAUGGUGGCAAGGAGUUCCCUGGAUUAUUUACUGCAAAUGAUAGUAGACCAAGGCCUCUUCUUAGCCCACCAAGACUAGGAGUUCAUAGGAAUGUGACACGAUCCCCAUGGUCAGCAGGAGGGUAUUGGCAGACACCUACUUCAUUUGUAGCUGGUCAUGAUGGUUCUCCUUUAUCACGAUCAUCAAGUCGCAGCUCUGGAUUUGGAUCUCUGAGUAGCCGACCAGCUGCAGUUGCUGCUAGUCCUCCAGGCUCACGUGCUGGUUCUGUCUGUGCAGGAGAUGCUGAUCGGUUUUCUGUACAUUCACUGCCAGCCUAUCCUCCAAAUUUUCCACCAACGUACUUCCCCUUCUAUGGUGGACCUUACUUAAUGCCACAUUUAGGAAGCUACACAAUGGCACCGCCCUGUUAUUUUGCACCACCACCCCCACCACCUGCAUCUGCUUCCCCACAGUCAUCACCUGCUUUAAGUGAUUCUGAUUCAAGUUGUGCUUCACAGAAGGGUACAAAGUGUAUGGAUGUACAUAAAGGACUUGUUGAUAUUCUAAAGGAAAACUGUUGGUUGUCAUGUAUAAUUGGGAGCAGUCUUUUACUAAAUGCUGCAGCCACUGUGUUCUUCAUAUUCAUGAAUAGAAAUUUCUUAACUGGCGUUCCAUAGAUAAUAAUUCAUUUCUUUUAGUCCCAGCCAAUUUUUGCCUUCUUUGUCGUAGCUCAGAAUAGGAUAAUUUAGAAGUGUGACCAGCCUCUGUUUUAAUGAAGUUUUGCUCUGUACUGAUGCAGAAUUUGUUUUUUAUGUGAACAAUUUUAUAAGUUGAAAUUUUUCAUUUCACAUCACUGGAGGGAGUAAGUGUCAAUUGUGUAAAUAUCGAUGUCAGAUGUUAUGAGAAGCUAUUGCUUUUGAUAAUUUUUUUGAGCCUUGUAUUUCACAGUUUUGUAAACUCCAAAGAUUCUACUCUUAACAAAUGUGUUUACAAAAAACAGAUAUUUAUUGACAAGUCAGUAGUCAUAAGAUACUGUAGACAACCCAUGGACUGGAGGUAUGCGCUGAUACAUUAUUAUUUGUUAAGCUGGUCUGUUACUUUUUGUUAUAUAGUGUGUUUAUUUGUGUUCAUGUAAAAAACAUUGUGUUCAUAGAAUGUAAAUAUCAUUUGGUAAGUUAUUCAAAUGUUCAGUGUUGAACAGCAUCCAGUUUUUCCCUUUCAGGAAAAGAUUUAUUACAUUAUAGGGACAGGUUUGAGUUCCUUAAAUUUAUACUUAUACAUAGAUUGUACUGUCAUUUUUGACAACAACAGUAUUACAUAUAGUACUUGUAAGAGAACUGCACAAAACACUAGUCAGAGACCACUUUGUUCCAUUAAUGCAAGCGGUGAAAAAGUGUAGAAUACUUUCUGAAAUUUAGUUCACACUAAAGUUGAUGGGAAAUUUUUUUUUGAAGUAGUGACCAGUAUGUAAUUACCAGUGGCACUGUGUGAUGAUAAAACAUUUUUCUCCAGUUUGUGAAUUUGCUGCGUGUAUUGUUGAUGAGCGACAGCACCCCAUUUAAGGAUGACCAAAAAUCAUAGGUACAAAAUAUUAAUGUGGACUAAGGAAGUAGUUAGGAGUUAGUAGGUUUCUAACCAAUGCUGGAGUCAUUAAUUACAAAAUCUCUCUCCCCAUAAUUGGUGACAGUUUAAAUGUAGCAACCAAAGAUAUACAGGUUUCCUAUAGUUAAUUUGCCGGUUCCCAGAACUACUAAUCAAAAGUAUUCCCUAACUGCCGCAUUCAGUCACUUGUUUAUUCUAAGACAGUCCUCCUCCUCCCCCCGCCCCCUCCCCCCCCCCCCAAAAAAAAAAAAAAAACUGGAAUAAUUACUAUUCAUUUCUCAGUAAUUAUCUGAAGUGUGGUAAAUCAUGACUGCUGUAAUUCCUACAAUUUGCAUCUCUUGUUUAGACAGUAUUUUGUGCAGAUCUUUUUAUGCAGCAAGAAAUGACGACUAAUGUGUGAACAGCACAUAACAAGGUUUUACUUACUGAGAUUUCUAUUGAAAUUAUUAAUAACUCUGUGAAAAUGAUUCCCCCUUUGUCUAACUCUAAAUGCUGUUCAAUGAAAACUGCCAUUAUACCGUUAUAUCAAACUGGAAAAGUCCUAUGCUUGUCUUCCUUGAUGGAUGAGAUUUUUUUCAGUGUGUGUGUGUGUGUGUGUGUGUGUGUGUGUGUGUGUGUGUGUAGAUAUGAGUAAGUUAUUUUUUUCGCAGUUGUGAAGAGUCAGUGUACAUAUUUUAGUUGCAAGAUCUUGUUUUAUUGUUGUGACUUCUCAGGUGAUGUCUAUAACUGCCAUAAAAUGAGUGUUAAGUGUAUUUUUUUAUGUGACACUGUUAUUUAAAAAUAAAGUCCUGCAAAAAUGAAUGCACCUCUCA